GCAAUAUACGGGUGUUCGUAGAACGAGAGAGAUAAAGGAACAUGCGGAAUGAAACGGUCGCGUUUCGGCUGUCAUGAUUAUUCGUUCGCCUAACGCCUAUCGUCCAUUUAAAAAUCUAGCUAACACGAUAUCGAUAAUACGCGGAUUACUUAUUAAAUCUAAAAGCCAAGAGCGCGCAGUGUGAAGUUAGUAAACGUACGAACGGAAACACGGGGUCGUCGUUUUUUUUUUCAGAUAUUCGACGACAAAACGAGAAAGAGUGGUGCUAGUGCCAAUUAUAUAUAUGGAGAUAGAAGCUACAUGCGCGUAAACGUAUAAUAGUUCCCAUCUUACACCGUCUAAAGUGUAUGCAAGGGAAUGCAUAUAUAUGUUUUAUAUAUAUAUAUAUAAAAAGAGAGAGAGAGACGCAUAGAGACAUAGAUAUACGUGUGUAUAUAUAUAUAUAUAUAUAUAUAUAUAUAUAUAUACAUAUACGUACACAUAUAAUCGAAGAUUCACGAUAAGAAGAGUAAAGAAGUAAAAAAAAAAAAGAAGAGAAAAAAGAGAGGAAGAAAAAAUUAAAAAAAAAAGAAAAAGAAGCGUUACAAUAUUAUCGAAGAUAAGAGGACGAAUCGAAAAAUAUAGAGAAAAACCGGCUUCCCAUUUCUAGUGGUGCUUUUUUCCUUUCUUUUCUGGUGGGGUGAUUGGUUAGAUAUCUGGUGCCGAAAAUCCUACACCUACUUCCUAGGUUUUUUUGUCAAUGACGUACCACUGCUACGAGAAGAAUACCGGUGGUCGUUGUCGGGAAUCCGAUGCUCUCGCAUGUCGUCGUCCGGCAAAGUGAAAUACAGAUUCGUCGUUUACUUGAUUUUCUUUGGCCUAGAGCUGACUAGCUUCGACGAAAGCGUGGACGUCGUCACACCGGAGAUGAAAAUUGAAACGUCCCAGGAUUUGACAUAAAGGAUAGGAUUUCCUAAAAGAGGAAUGUUGUUUAUUGAAAAUAUGGAAAAUCUUCUGCCGUAGUGGCAGGUGUGAUGUUGGUCACGCAGACUCCCUCCUCGAUGGACAAUCCACCGAAUAUGUUAUCGGUGCUCGAGGGGGAGGCGCAAAACGACGUGGAUGACAUAUUCCCACCGCAUGUCGAUACUACGAACAUCGUAAUACAACCAGAAUCGCCAACAAGUAAGAAGCAACCAUUGAAGACCUUCAAAGAGGUCAAUGCACUUUUACAAACAGGCAGGAAGAGGGAAGUAAAAUUAAUUAUUAGGGAGAAUGCUUGGCCUUUAAACAAUGGUAUCAGGGCACAACUUUGGCCGGCUCUUUGCAAUCAGUAUGCACAUGGAAAAAAUAUGCUUGAUGGAUUUUAUUGGGACAUGGUGAAUCAAGUCUUUGGAACUACAGAGUUACCUGAAAAAUCAAUCAUGUUGCCGCCAUUCGUCGAUAGCACGCAUUGUCUAUCGUAUAAUUUAACGAGAAAAGGUAGAAGCGUCGCUGAUAGAGUCGUUUCUGUUCUUGGAUACGCUUGUCCUGAUAUUACUUAUAGUCCAUCGUUGUAUCCUAUUACUGCCCUUCUAUUACACUUCAUGCCAGAAGAAGAAUGUUAUCACUGCAUGGCCAGUUUAGUAGCCGUAAAAGAAAAAAUGUUUAUUACGCAAACGAAACUUCUUUACGAAGUUACGUGGAAAACGGUAGAGCAGAUAACUAAGAAACAUGUGAAAUCAGCAGCAGUACAUUUAACAAGGCAUUGUUCUGUCUCAAGAGCAGAAAGGAUUUACAUGGAUUGGAUUUGGUGGAUCCUUCAACUUCUUCCAUUUCAACAUCUUGUUAGAGUAAUAGACUGCUUUUUACACGAAGGCAUUAAGGUCUUCUAUCGAGUAGCUAUGGCAAUUGUUCUGCAAUUCUACAAACAUUCGUCGUCGCAAAAUUCAGAAUGGAUGGUCGAAAUAACUAAAAAUGGUGUGGAUGCUGCUCUUUCGAAGUUCUGCAGACAGAUACCAGUAACGCCGGCAAAAUUUUUGCAAACUGCAUUUCGAAUUCGUGGACUUAGUUCGGCAUACAUAUCACGAGUGUUCCUGCGUACGGAAAUGGCUUUGAAAAGUAGAAGCGUAUUGACAGGGUCCAAGUCAUUAACAAGAUCUCGAUCAACGGAUAAUCUACCUACAAGUCAAUCUCAAGUCAACAUCCAAAUGAUGUCUCAUACAUUGACGAUAAGAGAAAAAGAGUGCGAAGACACGUACAAAGACAGGGGUGCUCACAGUCCUGGACCCAGAGCUCUCUCAAUGGGUGUUUAUCCCAUACAAAACAUAUGCUCCCAGAUUCUUGACAUGUCUGAUUUAUUCACCUUAUGGUCAUGGCUACCUAUGAGAAUAACCAUGUACCAACCAAUUUUGCUGUACACCACAGAAGAACACGGAUGUUCUUUGACAACAUUUUAUGUACGCGUUGAACAACACGAACCAACUCUUUUAAUGAUAAAGACAUGUAAUAACGAGGUUUUUGGAGCAUAUUGCUCGACAAGAUGGUGUGAACGUAAUUUAAAGGAUGAUAAGGGUCAAAGACAAGCGUAUUUUGGUACAGGAGAAACAUUCCUGUUUAGUUUGUAUCCAGAAAGAGCCAAGUAUCCAUGGGUAGGUAUGGAUUCUUCGCACAAUGAUUCUAGAGUACAUCAUUCGGCUGAAUUAUUUAUGGCGGCCGAUUCAAAAAUGAUAACAAUUGGUGGAGGAGACGGCCAAGCAAUUUGGAUGGAUGAAAACAUAAGAUACGGCAAAACCGACCGGUGCUCAACAUUUAAUAAUCCACCAUUAUGUGCUAGCGGUGAUUUUGAAAUCAGGGUACUCGAGGUAUAUGGCUUUGCCGGUGCUUGAAAACGAAAGGGUGACGGGGAAAAAAACAACAAGAAAACUGAGAACCAAUUGCCAUAUAUCGAUUUCUUUUAUUCCUUACUGCCAUUUAGCGACUCUCUUUAUAUGUAUGAGUGCGUACGUAUACUCAUACAACUUUUGGCUUAUAUAUGCAUUAUAGAUUAUGGCUUCGACUCAUCAUCUAUGUGUGUAAACGUUUGUGUCCACAAAUAAGAUGAUAACAGUAAUGAUAUAUCUUCUCGAUGAUCACAUAUAUGUAGGAAAUAUUUAAAACGUUAAAAGAUACGUCUAUACAUAUGAAUGUUCUGUCGCAGCGAGUUAAUCAAAAAUUUUAAAAAAGAAAAAAAAAAGAGAAAAAAAGGAAAAAGAAAAAAAGAUAUAAGAUCUAAUUGAGAUGGUUCUUAUGUCCGCUUAUUUUCGUACGUGCUUUUUUUUCUUUUUUUCUUUUCUUCUGUCUGUCUGUCUUUCUUUCUCCGUUUCUUUUUUUCUUUCUUUUUUCUUUCUUUUUUCUUUCUUUCUAAUGCUUUAUUUCCGUGAGAGUAUUUGUCUGAUAUAUACAUACAUACGUCGUUACAAACUCAGUUAUAUAGUAGCUCCAAUUAAAAUAAUAUGUACCAAGAGGAGCGUUGCUUUUUACACGAAAACGAACUUCGACAAUAAUUGCAGCAUAUAUAUGAGAAUAAUAUGUGUUAUUUAUAUUCGUUAUUUAUGAAUAUUUAAUAUUCAUCGAGCUAGUAAACAUUGUUAUAUAUUUGUGUAUAUAGUUAUAUAGAUAGAUAGAUAGAUAGAUAGAUAGACAGAUAGAUAGAUAGAUAAAUAGAUAUAUACGUAUAUUAAAGAUUAUUUCAUUGCGCCCAAAUAAUUAUUAAUUUGCAAUGUAUUAAUCUUUCCACGCGCAAGCAUGAUUUUUCUUUCUUUUCUUUUUUUCUUUUUUUUUCCUUUUAAAAAUUUAUUUAUCUUAGCUCUAACUUCGAUCAUUUAUUAACAAAAGUAUAAGGAUAAGGAAUAUGAAAAAAAUUAAAUUUCAUAAUACAUAACUAGCAUUAUAUCUAUGCAUGUUACACGAAUAUGUCCUCUCGUAUAAGUAUAUAUAUAUCUAUUGUAAAUAUUAUAAAUAUCAUGUAUUCUAUGCACACAAAUAGAUAUCGCAAAAGGGCGGAUUAACGUUGUUCGAAAUAAUUGCCUCUUUUUGAGGAAACAAACGAAAACAAAAGAAAAAAGAAAAAGAAUCGAAAACUGGCAAAAGGCUGAAUUUUGCAAUUUUACGCUUCUCUCGUAACGAUUAUAAUAGCGAAUAAUAGUAUUGUUAGAAACAACAAGGAGCUAUAUAUAUUAUAUAUGUAUGUAUGUAUGUAUGAUGUAUGUAUCUAUGUAUGUAUGUAUGUAUGUAUGUAUGUAUACAUAUAUAUAUAUACUUUAUUUAGUUGUCAUAUUAUAUGUAUUUGCAAUCAUACAUGAAACGAUCGUCAUAGAAUUAGAAGUUAUGGAAAAGAACUAAAAGGGAAGAAAUUAUUAUUAUUAUUAUUAUUAUUAUGAUUAUGAUUAUUAUUAUUAUUAUUAUUAUUAUUAUUAUUAUAACUAUUAUUAUUACUAUUACAACUAUUAUUAUUACUAUUAUUAUUAUUAUUAUUAUUAUUAUUAUUAUUAUUAUUAAUUUUUUUUAAUACAUAAUUAUACUCGUUAUGCUCUUUCAUAACAAACUUCGUACAAUUUAAAUAAGGAAGAGUUAGAUGUAGACAUUACGAACAUUAUUAUUAUUAUUAUUAUCACCAUCAUCAUCAUCAGCAUCAUUAUCAUCAACAUUACCGUUAUCAUUAUUAUUAAUUAUUAACUAUUAUUUUUGUUUCUUUUUCCUUUUUUUUCUUUUCUUUUCUUUUCUUUGUGAUCAAUCUGUAUCGUCGUAAUAUAAAACGAUACAAGAUUUAACUCUUAGAGUACCUGCAUCCGUGUUUAGUUUUGAGUUAAUUCCUCAUUUCGAAAAAAAGAAAUAAUAAAAAAAAGCAAAUGAACAAACAUGAAAGUAUUGUAUUAAGAAUGGGAGAGAGAGAGAGAGAGAGAGGGAGGGAGAGAGAGAGAGAGAGAGAGAGAGAGAGAGAGCCAGAGAGAGAGCCAGAGAGAAUGCGUUUUCACGGUGCAUGAAAAUAAUGCAUCAUCUGCAAACUGAGAUAUAUAAAUGCAAUUUCUUUCUUUUCUUUUUUCUCCUUUUUUUUUCUUUUAUGUACAGAGAUUCCAAGUGGCAGGCACCACUUUUCCUUCGAGCUAUGAUAUAAUAUUAUAUGCACACACACAUGUAUAUGUAUGUGUGUAUGUUAUAUAUAUAUAUAUAUAUAUAUAUAUAUAUAUAUAUAUAUAUAUAUAUAUAUAUAUAUAUAGGCAAAUCAUGAUUUUUUGUUCAUUGCAUAAAAAUUUUACUACGAAUUUUAGAAUCACACUCCACUCCUUCGCCAACGUAUAUAUUAGUACUCGAUCAAUAGAAAUAUAAUUCAAUAUACGUAUUGAAUUCAUAUAUAUAUAUGAAAAAUAUAUGAAUUAAUUUCUUUCUUUUUUUUUUUGUUACGAAUUUUCAAAGAUUUUAUUAAUGCAAUAUUUUUGUUUCCUUUUUUUUUCUUCGAAUGUUCGUCUAGGCGUGCAAUCUUAUUGGGAUAUUACCUCUCUCCCAUAUUUAUAAUGUAAAGUUAUAACAUUAUAUAACAACUUGUUAAUAAUAUAAAUACUUAUUAAAAAAAUGUUAUUAUAGUUAAUAACUAUGAUAGCAAUAUAUAUAUAUUGACAUAUAUAUAUAUAGACACAAACACAUAUACAUUCUCUGAUUAAAAAUUGUCUUUGUUAUAGAUUUGCAUGAAUGAAAGAGGCAUGAAUAUAAACGAAAUAUAAUAGUAUACACGCGGUGCUAAAUUUUUUCUUGUCAUUUUAUAAUAUAUGGCAUAUAAUUACACAUGUUGUUAGUUAAGAGUCGGACGUAUUACGCAUUGUAAGAGAGAGAUUUUUUAUUUCUUUUUCUUUUAAUUUUUUUUUUAUAUAGCAAAAAAUCAUUACUAAUUUAUAAAUAACUUCAAACUGUUUGAUCGUAGAAUCUUAAUUCGAAUCUAAUUCGAUCGCUACUGUAUCACAUUUAUUUGAUUUUUCGAUCACACGUACUAGUAGCGAUCUUUGCAUAUCAAGAAAGUCUGUAAGAAUUUUCAUGUUCUUAUGGAUAAGUAUUAUGAUAAGAAAAUGGAUAAAAAAAACAAAUAAUAGAUUAAAAAGAAAACACGAAAGUACAUGUAUACAUAUACACAUACGUAGUAAACAUUUUUUAUACAGAUAUAAAGAUGAUGGCUUAGAACGAAGAUAUAUAUAUAUAUAUAUAUAUAUAUAUAUAUAUAUAUAUAUAAAAUUUUCGUUAGAAAAUUUUAAACGAUUUUCAAUAUAUACAUACAUAUACAUAUACAUAAUGUGAUAGUCAAUCUUUAAUUUAGCGAAUUAAAUUUUAUCGAUCAACAAAUAUUAAUAGUAAUAAUAAUAAUAAUGCUUAUGCCAUGCUUCGUCGUUAAUUAAAAAAAAAAAUAAAUAAAAUAAAAUAAAAAUAAAAAAAAGAAAUAAAAUAAAAUAAAGUAAACGUAAUCCAUCUUGUUAAUUGUACUAGUAAACAUUUUUGGCAAUUAACGCGUUAAUAUUUAAACAAUCCGAGCAGUACGUUGUGACCAAUUAGAAAAUAAAAAAAGGAAAAUAAAAAAGAAUCUAUAUACAUAUACUGUAUCAAUCAAUCAAUCAAUCAAUUGAUCGAUGAAGAUCAAUUAGUAAGUUAACUAAUUAUUCAAUCGCGAGCAAAAAUUACAUUUCUAUUGCGAAAGAAGAAAAAAGAACAUAAGUAGAUACAUUCUUCGAUCAAUAUUUUUAAACGAUCUACGUAAUGAAAUACAUAUAAAAGUAAAUAGAUAUAUAUAUACUUUAUAAUCCUUUUUUUAUUUUUUCUGGUCGUUUACUAGGAUCGAUGUGAAUCGAUAUAUCGAUCGAAAAAAGAAAAACAUUAAUCCGAUCUCCAAAAAUAAUAGUCACUUUUUCUUCAUCUUUUUAUUUUUAUUUUAUCUAAACUUAUAUACACACCUACAUAAACGCAUGAAACUACCAAAGCUGUUUCUAUCUCUUUUUAUUUUGUUCAUCUCUUUUUCUUUAUUUUUUUCUUUUAUUUUUCUCAAAAACAUUACGUCGAUCUCAUCGUGAUCAUUCGCCAGAUGAUUUUCACUUGUUAUGUGACUAUUGUGUGAUUGAUUUUAUGAAUGAAAUUGAUUUAACGAAUGAAAGGGAAUGAAUAAUAUUUAUUUAUUAUAUUAUAUACAUAUAUACAAUGUGUCGAAGGAAAGAAAGGAAAGAUAAACGUUUAUUGAAAGAGGAAGAAAAAAGAAAAGUCCAUUUACACACACACACGCACACACAACAUGCAUGCAUACAUACAUAAAUACACAAAUACACAUACAAAGGAAAAAUAACGAAAACAAAGUUGCAAACAAAGAUGUAGUCAUGUUAUAUUAGAAUUACAAAUAAUUUAUAAACAAAUUUCUCUACGAAUUAUAGCCGAGCCUAAUAAUAAAAUGUGUAUGAACGUGAUUGCGCAAUUUGCACGUAUACGUAAAGAAAAAACAAAAAAAAAUAUAUAUGUGUAUAUAUAUGUGUGUGUGUGUAUAUAUAUAUAUACAUAUAGAUACACACACAAAAGAAACUAUAUAUAUUAGCCUCCCACCCCUCGCAAAGAAGAAAAAAGUAAUCAAAAUGAGCAUAACCGAGUGGAGUGUUCGCGUGCUUUUUGUGUAAAAGUCAUCGUGUUGUUAUGUAUGUAACCCAAAAUUGUACACUGUUUCCCCGAACAAAAUUGUUAUCUAUGGAUAUAUAUUACUUUAUCAUAUCAUUGUUGUGAAUAGAUUAUUGUUAUAAAGAAAA
This is a messenger RNA of Vespula vulgaris, 7757 nucleotides long. It is a transcript of the gene sky, whose product is annotated as GTPase-activating protein skywalker. Lineage: Eukaryota; Metazoa; Arthropoda; Insecta; Hymenoptera; Vespidae. Bases 1014 to 2843 code for a protein of 609 amino acids. The transcript has 13 exons. The record is from RefSeq and is a predicted model, not a curated record.